UAUGUUUACAUACAGUACAUACAAGAUUAAUUUAUGAAUUAAUAUGGCAUGGUAUCAAAGGGCCAUUGAGACGAGAAGCAACUGCAACCACACUGGGUGAAAUUGUGAACCUGCACAGUGAUAUGCCAUCCAUAAUUUUGGAUGUUGUUAGUGUAAUUGAUGCUGAAACAUCAUGUGCAGAGAACAAUGGCGAUGAGAGACAACGAUUUUGCUUCAUUGUGAAGGAAACUGAGAAGUUUCUUUCAGACAAAUUGCUGAAAGAACGUCUGGAGAUUGACACACUUCAGGAUGUUGGUACAUUAAAGAACAGAAAUUUUUACACCAAAUUUAUCAAAGUGAAGACAAAACUUUAUUACAAACAACGCAAAUUCAACCUCUUUAGGGAAGAAAGUGAAGGUUACGCCAAACUUAUUACAGAGUUAAACCAAGAAGUGUCUGGGAAUGUUACUCCUUCUAAUAUUUUGGAAGUAAUUAAAUCAUUGAUAGGAUGUUUUAAUUUGGACCCAAAUCGAGUUCUGGAUAUUAUACUGGAAUCCUUUGAAUGCCGUCCUGAUCAUCACCAUUUUUUUAUUCCGUUGCUGCGUUCCUAUAUGUGUGAUCCAAAGAUUUUGUGUGAAGUGUUGGGAUUCAAAUAUUGUUUCUACCAGAACAAUGCAGAAGAGACAACACCAAAAUCCCUGUACCUUGUCACUGCCCUUAUGCUUCAACAUAAUAUCAUUGCUCUUGAUGAUAUCUACUCUUGGUUGACUCCUGAUGACAAAGUUAUUCAUAAAGAAUGGGAAAAGGAUAUGAAAGAAGCUAAGGAAUAUGUAAGAAAACUCAGCAUUAUCUCUACAAAGGACAAAGAUAAAGAGGAGCCAGUUGAGGAGAAAGAGAAUGUCCAGGAGAAGUAUGCAGCAAACCAGAAAUUUGGUCUUUGUGAAGCUUUGCUGAAGGUUGGAGACUGGAAUCACGCCAAACAGCUUACGAAGCGGUUACCAGAACAUUGUGUAUUGGAGCAGCCACCUGUGGCACGUGCUCUGUGUCAGUUACUGCAUUCAGUCAUGGAACCUGUGUACAGAAAAAAUUGUGGCCUGGCAGAGAAGAUUGUGGGGCGCCCUGUGCCCGUGCUUGACAAUCCAUUGGCACCAAAGCCAGCACACACUUUUGUGGAACUGCGCGAGUAUGUAAUCCCAAUGUUGCUAGCUCUAGGACCUUCAAUGCAUUAUGACCCAGUGCUUAUGUACAAGGUUCUUCGACUAGCAAAAGCUGCACUUACCCAGGGGUGUGGUGAAAACCAGCAGGCCACCCCAGAGGGUGAAAGUAGUAUGUAUUAUGACAUUAUUACACUUCUUGAUGAAGUCAUUCUUCCCUCUCUCUCCUACAUGGACUGUAACUGCUGUAUAGCAGAAGAGGUAUGGAACAUCAUCAAGCUGUAUCCUUACCAGUGCAGAUACUGUUUGUACAGCCGUUGGAAGAAUGAUACAUAUCAACAGCAUGCAAAAUUGUUGCGGAAACGAGGUGAAGCUCAGAAGAAAAUCAAGUCCAUCAUGAAGAGAGUCAGCAAGGAAAAUAUUAAACCUGUUGGAAGACUCAUAGGGAAACUUACACAUUGCUCACCUGGAUUCCUCUUUGACUAUGUUCUGGUUCAGAUCCAGAUCUAUGACAACCUCAUCAAUCCUGUUGUAGACUCAUUAAAGUAUCUGACAAGUCUGUCGUAUGAUGUACUGGGCUACUGUCUCGUUGAGUCCUUGGCAUCGGCAGACCGUGAUCGUUUCAAACAUGAUGGAACAUCUAUCUCCUUGUGGCUGCAAAGCCUUGCCUCCUUCUGUGGUGCAAUUUUCAAGAAGUACAACAUUGAACUUACAGGACUGUUACAGUAUGUUGCCAACCAACUAAAAGCGCAAAAGAGUUUGGAUCUGCUGAUUCUGAAGGAGAUUGUGCAAAAGAUGGCUGGAAUUGAAGCAGCAGAGGAGAUGACACCAGAACAGCUAGAAGCAAUGGCUGGUGGAGAUCUGCUGAAAGGAGAGGCUGGAUACUUCAGCCAGGUGAGGAACACAAAAAAGUCGUCACAGAGGUUGAAAGAAGCACUGUCGGAGCAAAAUUUGGCUGUGGCUUUAUGUCUUCUUAUGGCUCAGCAGAGAUACUGUGUUGUGUACAAGGAAACAGACAAGAGUCAUCUGAAACUUGUUGGCAAAUUGUAUGAUCAGUGCCAGGAUACAUUGGUGCAGUUCGGUACAUUUCUUGGUUCCACAUUAUCAAUGGAAGAAUAUGUGACAAAGUUGCCCACUAUCCACAGCAUGCUGGCAGACUAUCACAUUCAUGCCGAUGUUGCUUUCUUCUUGGCGCGACCCAUGUUCACACAUGCUAUUAAUCUGAAGUAUGAUGCAUUACGCAAGGCAGAUCCAAACUGCAAGAAAUUAUCACCUUCUGCAAAACACCUGAAAUAUUGUGAGGCUGCUGGUGAAGUUAUGAGCCCUAUUGUGGCUUCAGUUCGGCCAUUGCAUCCUCCUAAAGUCUGGGAGGACAUCUCACCUCAGUUCCUGGUGACCUUCUGGUCCCUGACAAUGUAUGACCUGUUUGUUCCUAAUGACAGUUACCAGCGAGAAAUUAACAAGAUCAAACAACUGUCACUUCAAGUAAUGGAUUCCAAAGACAUGGCUGCCAGCAAAGGAAAGAAAGAGCAGGAGAGAUAUACAGCACUCAUGGAGAAACUGCAAGAAGAAAAAAAGAAACAGCAUGAACAUGUUGAGAAGGUUAUGGCCAGAUUAAAACAGGAAAAGGAUUCUUGGUUUUUAUCACGAUCAGCCAAAUCAGCAAAGAAUGAGACCAUCACACAGUUCCUGCAACUGUGCCUAUUCCCAAGAUGUAUUUUCACAGCUACAGAUGCUGUGUACUGUGCUAAGUUUGUGCACACUAUUCACAGCCUUAAGACAGCCAACUUCUCCACAUUGCUAUGCUAUGACAGGCUUUUCUGUGAUAUCACAUAUUCAGUAACAUCAUGCACUGAAAAUGAGGCUAAUCGCUAUGGUCGAUUUCUAUGUGCCAUGCUGGAAACUGUUAUGAGGUGGCAUUCUGAGAAAGCUACCUUUGAAAAGGAAUGUUCAAACUAUCCAGGGUUUGUAACUAAGUUUCGUGUGAGCAACCAGUUUUCAGAGGCAAAUGACCAUGUUGGAUAUGAGAACUACCGACAUGUUUGCCACAAGUGGCAUUAUAAAAUAACAAAGGCUAUGGUUGUCUGCCUAGACUCGAAGGAUUAUGUUCAGAUUCGCAAUUCACUUAUCAUUCUCAUUAAGAUUCUUCCACACUUCCCAGUGCUGGCCAAACUGAGUCAAAUUAUUGAGAGGAAGAUAGAGAAAGUUCGUGAGGAGGAGAAAAAUCAGAGGCAGGAUUUAUUCAUUCUUGCCACAAGUUACAGUGGUCAGUUGAAGGCAAAAUCAGCAUCCCUGAUUCGUGAAAAUGAUUUCCAUCAAGUUGGUGAUAAGCCUUCGAAAUCACAAGACAGUGGUUCAGUAAAACAAGAACUGAACACCAGCCCAAUAGCAGCUGUUGCCACAAAGCAAGUGAAUGGAGAAAUUAAACAAGAGAAAGAGCGCUCAGUAGAGAAAACAAAGGAAGCAGUAACUGUACGAGAGAGCAAUAAGGAAAGAAGUGAACGCAAAAGUGCCAGCCGACAACAGCAACAACAGACAACAACCAUGGGAGAGUUGUCAAGUAGCAAAUCGAGCAGUGCAUCCAAAUCUGGUAUUACUAAUGUGACCAGUACAUCUGAAGGCAAACGUGAUGCCUUGUCAGGAUCUAAUAAAGAGAAGCCUGAAAAGGAGAAAAACAAAGAGAAAGAUUAUGAAGUGAAGGAGAAGUUAUCAAAGAAGGAAGAGAGGAAAGAGGAAGGAGAACGCGAGAAACGAUCCAAAGAAAAAAAAGAGGAGAAAGCUGCCCAAAGAGAGGAGAGGGCUUUACAAAGAGAAGAAAGGGCUUACCGAGAUGAUCGUUACCUGGAAAUGCCAAGCCCAUGUUUGAAGGAAGAACAGGUAUUGCAGCAGCGUUUUGGCGGUGGUGGAAGUGGUGAGCGGUACUAUGGCAGUAGCAGUGGAAUGGGAAAUGAGCGUAGCAGUCACUACUACUCUCGAGAGCCAACACACGAUGACCGGGACAGAGAUAGAGACCUCAGCAGCCUUUCCAAUAGCAGUUCGGGUUCGGGCCAUAGGCGCAGCCAAGAGCCGCCCGAGGUCGACAGAGAUGUGAAACGCAGAAAGCUGGAAGGCAGUUUGUCCUCGAAGAGCUCAAAGCAUGAAGAACGCAAACAGCAGCAGUUACUGGAAGCCAUGUCCCUCGGUGGAGUCAAUGUGGAGAAGCCUGAGAAGAAGGAGAGGAGUUCCAAGACAAAAGAUAAAGGCAUACGUGACAAAAAUGUGACGGAAGAAGAAAAGGAGCUGCGUAGAGAACGAAAGCAAGGAAGGAGAAAGGAUCGUGCUGAGGAAGCUAUGCUUCUGCCUGAACAGAAACGUCGGAAGGAAGAGGAGAAAGCUGCAAAGCUUGCAAGUCACCAGAACGGAGAGCCAGGUGAAUCCCAUGGUCGUGAGAAGCAUCAUUAUCCCAGGGACAAAUCUCCAUAUACCCGUGAAAGAGAGAGGUCACAUGAUCGAGAGGGCCGAGAUAAACAUCGACGAUCAGGUGAGGGCAAGCGCAGAUGAUGAUGGGCUGAGGAGGGAGAAGGGGAAUGCGGCACAAUGUUCAGGGCAGCCAACAUCCCAGCCAGCACCCUCCAUGACUCAUUCUCCACUGGUUGAAUUGUACGGGCUUAAAGAAUUGUAGAAAUGUUUCUAGAACGUUUGUGUUAGGUCACAGAAGGGUUAUAAGCUGUUAUGUGAUGACAUGUACAUGUAAAAUUUGAUCUGCAUUUUAAAUUUCUUAAUUCACUCAAUUCAUUUUCAUAUUUCUCAUAUGCAACUUAUUCUUUUGAUUUAAAUUGGAAGAAAAGUAUACAUUUUGAUGUAAUGCCUAGUAACAGUGUGACAAAAAAGAUCUGAGUUCGUAAUUUCAUGCACUAGAUAUGGUGAGGUUUAGACUGUACAGGAGUUGCAGAUAAGUUGCGAAUGUACAUAUGUGGAGUGAUACAGUAACUAAAUAAGCCUAAUCUGAAUAUUCAUGAUAGCAUUUUCAUUAUCAGAAACAAAUUAUGAUAAUGUACACAUGUAUGAGAGAACAUGAGUCUUUGUUUUUAAAUGUAAUUGUGACUAUAAAUAUAUCCUGUUGCUGAUAAGGAUAAACAUAACAAUUGAUGUACUGAUUGCUUGGAAAAUGAAAUAUAUACAAAGUUUCUUUGUAGCAUUUCUGAGCAGAAAAUAUAUUACAUAACAUUUGAAGGAUUUUUAAUAACUAAAGGCUGAUUUUUACAUGUGAAUGUUAUAUCAUGACAUUCAACAUUGCAGUUAGAUGUUGUAGAACAAACAAGACAUGUCUUUCAUGUCUAACUCCGCAAACACAUCAUGAGACUCUUUGCCCUACCACCAAUAUUGUUAAGAUAUUUUCAAAGUUGUUUUGUGUAUAACUUGUAACCAACACAUAGUCUGUCAUCACACAAAGUACAUAAUUACAAUUAUUUAUGAUCAUUUUUA
This is a messenger RNA of Cryptotermes secundus, 5597 nucleotides long. It is a transcript of the gene tho2, whose product is annotated as THO complex subunit 2. The transcript has 29 exons. NCBI's taxonomy places the organism in Eukaryota, Metazoa, Arthropoda, Insecta, Blattodea, Kalotermitidae. Bases 123 to 4673 code for a protein of 1516 amino acids. Gene Ontology annotation, biological process: mRNA processing; mRNA export from nucleus. Gene Ontology annotation, cellular component: THO complex part of transcription export complex. Gene Ontology annotation, molecular function: mRNA binding. The record is from RefSeq and is a predicted model, not a curated record.